GAAGAAAAAGAAAUAAGUACCGUACUUGCUUUUUCUUGGUGUCAAAUAUUAUUCCGAUAACAACAUUAUCACCAGAUGAGCUCCACCACCAUGGCCACUGGCGGUAGCAGCUCAGUUUUUCUCUCCAUCCAAACACCACAAUCCCAAAAAUUCCAAACUUUAUCACCUAGACAAUAUUCUUUGACUAACAAUAAGUGGUCUACAUUGCCCUUAAGUCAUAGGAGUUGUCUGUUAGAAUUUAAUUCUUAUCUUUGUUCUUCUUCCACUUCUUCAACUCCACUUGUUGAAGAAGAAGAAGAAAAUAAAGAAGUGAAAGAAAAUGGGCCUAAUGAUGAUGUUCUUACAGCUUCAAUAAACCAAGAAUCUACUUCAGUUUUACCUCCCGGCGCAUGUCAGGGCUGUGGGAGAGCGGAAAUUGAGAGUGGCUGUAAUGGCGAGGGACGGAUACAAGGAGGAAUUGCAACAGUUCCAGGUUUUGGUUGGUGGCCCAUAAAGGCUUACAGGCCUUGCCCUGCUUUUGUUGCUUCUGGUGGUAGGUACAAAAGGUUUGGACAAAGCAUGGAUGAAGUUGUCUCCGGGAGAGGAGGUAAAGUUAGUUCGGUCCGGACUGAAUCCGAGGUUCAAUCAAGUAAGAAAAAGAACGGAUCGAAGAAAUCGAAGAGCUAAUUGUUGGAAGGUACUUUAGUCUGCUUCAAGCCAAUUUUCUUUCAAGAGAUUGAAGGAUGUUGAUAUUGUGUAUUCAGCUACUAACUUGGCAGUUUUUCUGGCUCUCUUUAGUCUUCAUGUGGAAUGGUAAACUUGAAUGAUAUGGUGUGUAUUUAUAUAGUUCCGAAACGUUAAUUGUAUCAACAAUUGUAAUCAAGAUGAACCAUAUUGUUUUAAUUUCAUCUAUACUAGUUUGCAACAAGGAAAAUUAUUGGUCUA
Molecule: messenger RNA, 924 nt
Organism: Lycium barbarum (goji berry)
Lineage: Eukaryota; Viridiplantae; Streptophyta; Magnoliopsida; Solanales; Solanaceae
Exons: 3
Coding region: 76-666 (196 amino acids)
Cellular component (GO): chloroplast
Source: RefSeq, a predicted model, not a curated record